Ilex paraguariensis (yerba mate) is the source of this 1714-nucleotide messenger RNA. The record is from the annotation of a GenBank genome assembly. Lineage: Eukaryota; Viridiplantae; Streptophyta; Magnoliopsida; Aquifoliales; Aquifoliaceae.
GUAACUGAAACGACUUCUAGCCCUCUUUGUCCUUGUUCAAUUUAAGCUUACCCAUCUUGAUAGAAAUCUUAAAUCCACUUGGGUUUCUGUAUUUUUCUUGAGAAGUGUGUCCAUUGGACACAAACUCACUAUCCCUGUGUGCACUGAAUUUAAAGAUUAUUCAGUGGAAAAGGAGAGCUUUUUUCUUUUCCUGCAAAUCAUUCCAAACAGAUAAGAACUUAAUUGUUUUAGGUUUCUUUUGAUAACAAAGAUGGGUGAGAACACUGCUUCAAAGACCCAGAAUCAUGCUCAUCUCCAAGUGUUUGAUGUUUCGCUCAAUGUGCCGCCUCAGGGUGGUGCCAAAUGCUUCGACGACGAUGGUCGCCUCAAAAGAACUGGGACUGUUUGGACAGCAAGUGCUCACAUAAUCACAGCUGUGAUCGGGUCUGGAGUUCUGUCUUUGGCUUGGGCAACUGCGCAGCUGGGAUGGAUUGCCGGUCCGACUGUCUUGUUCUUGUUCUCCUUUGUGACAUACUACACUUCUACUCUACUCGCUGCUUGUUACCGUUCUGGAGACCCUGUCACUGGCAAGAGAAACUAUACUUACAUGGAGGCUGUUAGAUCCAAUCUUGGUGGUGAUAAAGUCAAAAUUUGUGGGAUAAUUCAGUACUUGAAUCUGUUUGGAGUUGCUAUUGGAUACACCAUUGCAGCAUCUAUAAGCAUGAAGGCAAUCAAAAGGUCUAAUUGCUUCCAUGAGAGGGGAGGGAAAAAUCCUUGCAAAAUAUCAAGCAAUCCUUACAUGAUUGUGUUUGGUGCGGUAGAAAUUAUUUUCUCUCAGAUUCCAGACUUUGAUCAGAUAUCAUGGCUCUCAAUUGUUGCAGCAGUCAUGUCAUUCACUUACUCUUCAAUCGGCCUUGGCCUUGGAGUUGGAAAAGUUGCUGAAACUGGAAAAUUCAGAGGAAGUCUGACUGGAAUAAGCAUUGGCACUGUAACUCAAGCCCAAAAAAUAUGGAGGAGCUUCCAAGCACUUGGAGCCAUAGCUUUUGCAUAUUCUUACUCUCUAAUCCUUAUUGAAAUUCAGGACACAGUUAAAUCCCCACCAACAGAAGCCAAGACAAUGGAGAAGGCGACUCUACUAAGUGUGGCAGUAACAACCAUUUUCUACAUGUCCUGUGGCUGCUUUGGCUACGCUGCUUUCGGAGACAUGGCACCUGGAAACCUCCUAACCGGGUUCGGGUUUUAUAACCCAUAUUGGCUGCUUGACAUAGCCAAUGCUGCCAUAGUCAUCCACCUUGUUGGUGCAUACCAAGUUUUCUGCCAACCCCUCUUUGCCUUCAUUGAAAAAACUGCUGCAGAGUGGUUUCCCAACAGUCAAUUCAUCACCAAAGAAAUCGAAAUCCCAAUCCCAGGCUUCAAGCCAUACAAACUCAAUCUUUUCAGAGUGAUUUGGAGGACAAUUUUUGUGAUCAUAACCACAAUCAUAUCAAUGCUUCUUCCAUUCUUCAAUGAUAUCGUUGGAAUUCUUGGAGCGUUUGGGUUUUGGCCACUCACAGUUUAUUUCCCAGUGGAGAUGUACAUUGUGCAAAAGCAGAUACCAAAAUGGAGCACUAGAUGGCUUUGCCUUCAAAUCUUAAGCGUUACUUGCCUAAUAAUCUCCAUUGCCGCCGCGGUCGGGUCCUUUGCCGGAGUUCUUACUGAUCUCAAAGUUUACCUGCCCUUCAAGACCAGUUACUGA